This is a messenger RNA of Lagopus muta (rock ptarmigan), 877 nucleotides long. It is a transcript of the gene KCNMB1, whose product is annotated as potassium calcium-activated channel subfamily M regulatory beta subunit 1. Gene Ontology annotation, biological process: detection of calcium ion; potassium ion transport. Gene Ontology annotation, cellular component: voltage-gated potassium channel complex; membrane. The transcript has 4 exons. Gene Ontology annotation, molecular function: calcium-activated potassium channel activity; potassium channel regulator activity. The coding region runs from base 216 to 818 and encodes 200 amino acids. The record is from RefSeq and is a predicted model, not a curated record. NCBI's taxonomy places the organism in Eukaryota, Metazoa, Chordata, Aves, Galliformes, Phasianidae.
CAAUAGGGGAACUAAGUUAUGAGUUCGGCCACAGUAAAGCAAACCCAGAGAAGCACAGGAAAGAAAAAAAAACCUCCGCCAGCUCCACUGCUUUAUGGUGCAACACCUUUCUGCCCAACAAGUCUGUCACAUAACGGGAGUUGUCCUUCCACAGCAAAAGCAGCAUUUCACCAGAAACAGAUCAAAGACAUUCCAGACUUCCUAACACCUGAAUCAUGUUGGCAAAAAAGCUGGUGACUGCACAGAAGCGAGGAGAGACGAGGGCCCUAUGUCUGGGACUGGGAAUGGUCGCGUGCUCCAUGAUGAUGUACUUCUUUAUUGGGAUUACAAUUGUGCCAUUCUACACUAAAAGUGUUUGGACAACAGAAACCAUAUGCAAGGUCCUCAAAGCCAACAUCAAGGACAAAGCCCUCUGCCCGAACAGCGAAAGCUCAGAGGAUGAAGAUAUCUUUCACUACCCUUGCCUACAGGUGUGGGUUAAUCUGACAGCCUCAGGACAAGAGGUCAUGCUGUAUCACACUGAAGAUACCCUGGAAAGAAAUCCAAAGUGCUCGUAUGUCCCCGGCAACUCCGAGAACUCCAAAGAAGUGAAAGCACGAAUAGAAACAAUUGCAAACAAUUUAAAAAAAUAUCAGACUUUCCCAUGCUACUAUGACCCAGGAGGAAUGCAGAGCAAUGUCAUUUUAAGCAGACUUUAUCCCCCCAAAGGCCUCCUCUUCACUUUCCUUUGGCCCACGCUCAUGUUUACCGGUGGAUGUCUGAUUAUUGUCCUGGUAAAGAUCAGCCAGUAUGUUUCUGUUCUUUCUGCUCGGCAGUAGAAAGUAAAUAUCUCACAGACUGUUGCUACCUAUUAAAGUGCCUUUGUUCUGUCUUGGCA